ACUUCCCCGUCUUUCAAAAAUCUCCAAGUCGGUGUUCUUCAUCUUUCUUCUCAUUCACGAACCUUUUUCCACUUCGGCCUUGGUGAAUCUUCAGAUUUCGCUGUUGUACUUCCUGAACAAUAUCCUGAGAACAUGAAGCUCCAGAUUCUGUCGAGCGGCUUGCUCGUUGGGCUGGCUUCGGCCGGUCUUGCAACUCGGGCUCGCCAGGUAGCAGACUGUCUUGGUGAUCAUGACGUCCCCGUCAAGUGGGAGAACUCACCAGACUAUGCCGAGCUUGCUGAGCCUUUCAACCUUCGAUUGGCUUAUAAGCCGAAGGUCAUUGUUCUCCCUACUACUGAUCAGCACGUCCAAGACGCAGUCAAAUGUGCCCAUGAAUGCGGUCUCAAGGUUCAGGCUCGCUCAGGUGGUCAUUCAUACGCUUCAUUCAGUUCAGGUGGCCAAGAUGGCUCAGUUGUGAUCAACCUCCAAGGUCUUCACGAGGUCUCUCUUGACACGAACACCAACGUGGCUAAGGUGGGCGGAGGUGUCCGCCUGGGUAAUCUUGCACAGGGUGUCUGGGAUCAAGGCAAGCGGGCAAUCUCGCAUGGUACUUGCCCUGGCGUCGGCAUCGGUGGUCAUUUCACGCAUGGUGGCUACGGUCAUACUUCCCGCAACUGGGGUAUUGCCUUGGAUCAUAUCGUAGCACUCGAUGUUGUUCUGGCCGAUGGCACUCUUGUCAAAGCCGACUCGACUUCCAACUCUGACCUUUACUGGGCCCUCCGUGGAGCUGCUGACUCUUUCGGUAUCAUUACAAGCUUCUACCUCCGCACUCAAGCAGCUCCCGAGUCAGUGACUUACUUUUCUUUCCAAUGGGCCGACAAGCUCUACGGAAAGCAAGAAGACUUCACAAACACCUUCCUCCACCUCCAGGAAGUGUCCCUCAACAAGUCUGUCAUCGACAACCGCAUUUCAUACGGCAUCUACCUCGAUGGCACCAAGACUUACAACCUCGGAGGAACUUUCUUCGGUACACCCGAAGAGUUCAACUCAACCAUCCUGCCCGAGAUCCUUCGCAGUGUGCCCACCCCCAACAACACCAUCGUUCAAGACUAUGGUUGGAUUGACUACCUCAAGCUCAUGUCCGAUAUUAACAAUAUUGUCAUGCCGCUCGAGGGCUACGACGAGCACGACACCUUCUUCGCCAAAUCCAUUACCGUCCCAGAGAAAGACGGCGGCCUCACCAAGGACACCCUCGAUGCCUUCUACGACUACAUCCACGCAGGCGCACCCAUCGACUACUUUGUCAUCAUCAACCUCUACGGCGGCCCCGGCUCCGCCAUCAACACGAAGGACACAACAUUCGCCGCCUACGCUGACCGCGACUCGCUCUGGGUCUUCCAGAACUACGGUAAGACAGACAAGCAGGAGGGCAUUGAUUUCGUCAACGGCAUCAACGACGUCAUCGUCAAUGCGCAACCGGAGACGCACUUUGGCGCUUACCUCAACUACGUUGAUCCUUCCUACAGCCGUGAGCAAGCGCAUGAGCUGUACUAUGGUACUGAGCUCGCCAGCUCGCUUCAGCAGCUUAAGUCGAAGUGGGAUCCUCAAGCCACUUUCUGGAAUCCCCAGAGCUUUGAGUAG
Molecule: messenger RNA, 1620 nt
Organism: Periconia digitata
Lineage: Eukaryota; Fungi; Ascomycota; Dothideomycetes; Pleosporales; Periconiaceae
Source: the annotation of a GenBank genome assembly